CCUCUCGCGCUCUUUCUCUCUCUCCCUCUUAUCCACUCUUCCCUCUUCCUCCUCCACUCUUUGUUGAUCUAUCUCCUUCCUCCUCCCUCUCCCUUACUGGUACCUGCACCUCAAAAGUUGAUACAUAAAUUCUGCGCCUCGUCCGUCGCUACUCCCGCAGAUGUCAACCUGUCAUCGGCUGUAAAUCAUCCAACUCAAUUCAUUGUUGUUUGCUGACAGGCUUGCGAUUUGCAUUGCGCUUUGUUUGCCUGUCUUGACACCGACCUCACACAGGCGGCUUGGUCGCCAGCGUGUCUUACAUGACCUCCGGUCGCUUCUUGUUUAUCUCCCCCUUCCUGUGCUGAUUCCCCAGCUUCACCGUGGGUAAACAAAUCGCUUUUCAUACGUCGCGCGCGCCGAUCCGUAGGGGUCUCGAUUGUUAGUGCGAUGGCGGUCGAUACGAGCUACUUGACCACCCAGGUCAAUAAUAUUGUCUCGGAGUUGCAUGGAAUCUUUGAUGAUAUCGGCGUUCCGAAUCAUGAGCGCGAGUCGCGAGAGGCUGAGCUCUUUAGUGCUUUGUCGGAAACGCUUAGCAACCACCUCAAGCUCGUGGAUGAUGAGAAACAGGUCAUGACCGAAGAAGCGCAAAAGCUCAUCACUGCUAUACGACAACUAGAAGCUUCGCUGAUUGACGAGAAGGCUAAUGGCCAAUAUAAUCUCAACGAUGCGGACCUGCGCAUUAAAUAUCCCCUCAAUCAGUGCCUCAACUUCCUCCGGGAGAAAUAUGGCGCACUCAGCAAAAUGCACAAGGAACGCUUCGAGCAAGUGAGGAAGCUUGUCGAGGCCCUCGAAUCAUACUCUUCUCAUCUCGAAUCCGCUUUUGUCACCAUCGAUCUGCCUCCCACGGCACCCGGGUCAUCCAUCGCGCCCAGCUUUGACCUUUCCCCCUCCUACGUCACGUCUCUGGACAGCGAAUUCAGCAGAGUCUACGAAGAAUACCACCGGCGACUGGAGUUUGUCCAAACUACGUGCGAGGACAUCAUUAAGCUGUGGGCUGAACUCGGCACCCCCCAGGUCCAGACCGACUCCAACAUUGUCAAAUUCUACCGCGAGUCUCCAGAGCAGCUGGGAUUGCACGAAACCGACCUCGCAAACCUGAUGGCCAAACGCGAAAAGCUUCUGGACGAGAAGAAGGGCCGUGAACGCAAACUGAAGGAACUCCGCAUGGCCGUGGAAAGUCUCUGGGAACGAUUCGGUGUCGAGGACUGUGAUAGAAAGACUUUCCUGUCUGCCAACCGCGGGUGCGGUCUCCGGACCAUCAACGAAUUCGAGGAGGAACUGGCACGCCUGAAUGAGCUGAAGCGACAGAACCUGCACCUGUUUGUGGAGGAUGCGCGCUGCCGACUUCAAGAGCUCUGGGAUAGCUUGUACUUCUCGGAAGAGGAGAUGCUUGAUUUCACUCCCGCCUUCUCCGAUGUUUACAGCGACGCCCUGCUCGAGGCACAUGAAGGUGAAAUCUCUCGUCUUGAGGCGCUGAAGGAACAGCGGGCCCCCACACUCCAACUGAUUGAUAGACACCGGAGCCUCAUCUCGGAGCGCGACGCCUUGGCGACCUCCAGCCAAGACGCGUCCCGGCUCAUGGCACGCGGAGUCAAGGGAGAGAGACGUGACCCUGGAAAGCUUCUGAGAGAAGAGAAGAUGAGAAAGCGAAUCGCGAAGGAGCUGCCCAAGGUGGAGGCCGACCUGAGGAAAGAAUUGGAGCUGUGGGAGGACGAGUUCGGACGCCCGUUCUUGGUUCACGGAGAGAGGUAUCUGGACGACCUCACUCCAGUCAUCGCCAAGCCCCCACCGCGAUCCAAGUCGGCUGCAUCUGGAAGUGUGAGAGGGAGCGCUCAAAAAGCCCAACCACCGGCUCGACCGGCUAGUGUCAUGAGAGCCCCCCUGCCGCCUCGCUCCGCCACCAAGACCCCUACCGGACAUAGCUCCACGACAAAAUACAAUACAAUUGGACCUUCUCGAGGAGGCGCGAAGUCUCCAUCGAAGAUCCCCAGUCGGGUCCCCCUGGGAAAUAUUCCCCAUGCGAACAACUCUCCGGACCGACGGGGCGGUCCAGGCACCUACUCUUCCAGUACAAUGAACGCGAAGACUCGUGCGCCACCACCACGCAUGCGCGCAUUGACCGGUGCAGAUUCGAAGGACAACAGCUAUCUCUUUGAACCCCCGCGAUGCGCGAGUGCCCUAUCCAACAGCACUUUUGUUCGCCCGGUCAGUCCCGAAGACGUUUACGACGAUCGUAACCAGCGGUCGUUUAUGAGCUCUUCGAUCUUCUCUCAGCGAUCUGCCGGUCAGUCAUCGCACUCGUCGGCCUCGUCCCUCUCCUUGAACUCGAUGCAAGCGUUCCCGCGACCGAACCCAUACCUGCAGAAUAAACCCCCGCCCCCAGCCCCCAGACAGGUCUCCAACUCCUCGACGAUCGACACCGCCAAUGGGGGGUCGGAGAAUUGGGAGACGUUCGACGACGGGUCCGAGUCUGAAGCCGAUGCUAGUGACGUCUACUACGCCAAGGUGCGCGCCGCCCAUGGAAAGCGACUGGCCCCUGAGGACCAGCAGGGUCUUUCCCUAGCAGGGAAAAAGGCCAGGGGCAUUCGCAGUGUCAGUCCCGAUGGGCCGCAGGCCAGUCGCAGCGCUAAUAUCAUGCGAGUGGCCAGUGGGGAAUGGACAGAUGAGAUGGAGUCUUACUAGAAAAAGGGUUUACUGCUUUGCAACCAACCGCCUCUCGUUUAUUUCAUUCUGUUUUCCUUGGGACCUGCGGCGCUUCCGGAAGGACGUGAUUACGAGACCAAUCUGUUGUGACGAUUCUAUGAUUGACCUUGGGACUGCCUAAUCUAGCGACUCAACCUGCUCUCGGGUCAUGGUUGAGUCCCAUUAUCUCCCAGGUAUGAGCGACUCGCAUCGUCGGGCUCAGACAACGACUUUAAUUUUUUCAUUUUUUUCUCCCCAUUCCCCCUUGUUGUAAUCUGCGAUUAUACCAUGUUAGCUCCGGCUUUGAUACUUUCUUUGCGGGACCCGAACUUUCUUGUGUUGAUUCUUGGAUCUUUCCGGCGAUGAAAUGAAAGGGAGAACCGAACGGACGAUAUGACGUCCCCCGGAUAUCCCAAAGUGGCUUGGAAGAGACAUAUUGCCUUCUUGUAUUAUGCUUUUGUUUGUAUGUUUGAAUAAUUCCCCUAGCCUUUUUCAACAGAGACAUGAGUGGAAGGAGUCUAUCUCCCACCCUCGUCCUUUCCCAUGAUCGAUAUCAUUUCCCUUGUUUCACCGGGUUAUUUAUGUUCCAUUUUCCGUUUUGAUGAGGUCCCUUGUUUUAUGAUUUGUUUACUUGUCGCAUAGCAUGCUUUUUCCAUUUGUGUUUGUAUCAGCGUUGUAUUUGUUGUCUGGUUGUCUGGUUUGUUGAUUAGACAUCAAUGAUUG
This is a messenger RNA of Aspergillus candidus, 3444 nucleotides long. Its product is annotated as putative microtubule associated protein (Ase1). The transcript is spliced from 4 exons. Gene Ontology annotation, cellular component: mitotic spindle midzone; spindle; cytoplasm. The record is from RefSeq and is a predicted model, not a curated record. The coding region runs from base 427 to 2721 and encodes 764 amino acids. Gene Ontology annotation, molecular function: microtubule binding. Gene Ontology annotation, biological process: microtubule cytoskeleton organization; mitotic spindle midzone assembly. Lineage: Eukaryota; Fungi; Ascomycota; Eurotiomycetes; Eurotiales; Aspergillaceae.